UGCAGGAGCCGAGUCAUAAAUACACGUUAAUCAAUCAAGAGUUUUCUCUAACUUUCUGAUGAAGUUUGAGGUAAAAUAAUGGGGAGACGACCUUCAGGCAGUGUCCACUUCCAAAGGACAUAAACAGAGCCCCAGCUGGGCAGCGGAGGAGCCCUGAGCCGUGGUGAGGACACACAGCAGCUCCGGAGCCACAGGUGCCUUCCUGUGAUGUUCAUUAACAAGAAGCUCUUCACCACUGCCCUCCUCGGGCUGCUGGUCACACUGUCCAUCAUCGCCCUCGUCCUCAGCCUGGUGAGGGUUGAAGAUGUCACUCUGCCACCCACAGUCCAGUACGGGAUGGUGUUUGAUGCAGGCUCAUCCCACACCUCUCUGUUUGUCUACGAGUGGGACUCGGACAAGCAGAACAACACCGGUGUGGUCAGCCAGACCUUUUCCUGUGACGUCCAGGGGCCAGGCAUAGCAAACUAUGCCAAUGAUCCCCCGAAAGCUGGUGAUUCCUUAAGAGAGUGCCUAGAAGAAGCCCUGAAAGUUGUUCCUGCUGCAAAGCAGAGGGAUGUCUCAGUUUACUUUGGAGCAACAGCAGGCAUGAGACUACUGAGGGAACAGAACAGCUCAGCUGCAGACCAAGUCCUGGCCGAAGUUGCUAAAACCAUACAAGAGUAUCCUGUGGCUUUCUGUGGGGCUCAGAUCAUUACAGGAGAAGAGGAGGGAGCUUAUGGUUGGAUCACCAUCAACUACCUGCUGGAGUCCUUCACCAAGUACUCCCCAAAAGCACACAUGUGGGUCCAUCCAGAGGCAGACGACAGUUUUGGGGCGCUGGAUCUUGGAGGAGCAUCAACUCAGAUCAGCUUUGUCCCCAAAGGUUCAUUUAUAAACGGGAACGAAACCUCCAGGUUCACGCUGUAUGGUUACAACUACAACAUCUACACUCACAGCUACACCUGCUAUGGGCAGAACGAGAUGUGGAAGCGCCUGGCAAAAGAGUUAAUUGUGGAGUCGCCCUCCAGCACGCUAGUUGAACACCCUUGCUACCCCAAAGACUACGAGGAAACCAUCUCGCUGUCUUCCUUCCGCACCAGCCCCUGCACCAACCAGAGUGACCCACACCUGCCUCUUGAUGACAGAAACGUGACCCUGGAAGGCAGGAGCAAUGCCAGCGGGUGUUUGGCUGCUGUCAAGAAGCUCUUCAACUUCUCGGCAUGUGGGCAGAGCCAGGACUGCUCUUUCGAUGGCAUCUACCAGCCCCCUGUCAGCGGGCAGUUCAUUGCCUUUUCUGCUUUUUACUACAACUUCAAGUUUCUCAACCUGACUGAGGGACAGUCACUGGCCACCGUCAGGGAGACCAUUGAGCAUUUCUGUGCAAGAACCUGGGAGGACCUGUCUUCUAAUUACCCUGAAGAGAAUCCUGAGCGACUGCCUAAAUACUGCGCCAACGCCAAUUACAUCCUCACACUCCUCCUUGAUGCCUACAAGUUCGACGAGGUCAGCUGGAACAACAUCUUCUUCCAGAUAAAGGUGGGAAGCACCAGCGUGGGCUGGACACUGGGCUACAUGCUGAACCUCACCAACAUGAUCCCUGCAGAGGCUCCAGUGUGGGUGAAGGGGCACACACCCUCCUUGUGGGCUGCAGCUGUCGCCUUCAUCACCCUCGCCUUGGCCGUGGGGCUCGUUGCGCUGCUUGUGCUUUUGUGGACGUAGGAAUGGAUAGAGGGAUCAUUAUUCCGCAGUGCCUUCCUGGACACCAGACUGUGUACUGUGGAUGCCAGGCUGCAAAUGCAGAUCUUGCCCUGACCUGUGCAUAGUGCUGAGCUGGAUCUUCUCCAUGGCUGUGCCCUUACCUUUGCCUUUGGUUCUGCUCACUCCUUAUUUGCCCCACGCAUGAUUCACUUUGUCAUUUGCUGGGAGCAAGUCUGCCUCCCAGCAGCAUAGAACUGACCUUUGCAGUUGUUGCAGAAAGGCAGGCACCCAGCCACUCUUGUUAUCCAGAAGUAAACACUGGAAAAGGCAGUGAAGAUGGAAAUGCUUGUUAUUUUGCUCCUGAGCCGAUAAGAUUUUAUUGCUUCCGCCUCAGAGGUAAGGGCUGGUAAUGGCAAUGGGGACACAGGAGAAAGGGGACAGGACUUCUGCCUCAGCCGCUGGAAGCAAUACGAGGCUCCUCCUCAGCACUGUUCAGUGCUGGAGAUCACAGCACCCACCAAACUUUGGUGGGGAAUGAGGACAAGGCCCUUUGCUUCCAAGAGGGGUCUGCCAAACUCCUGUGUGCUGAAAGGAAUGGUGAGAUGUGUGCCUGGCACAGACAUGGGGCACAGCCAACAGGAGAUUGACCUUGUGCAGGAAAGCAGGGGGGCUGCUGACAUCUAUUUUCUACCCUGACUUCAGUGGGGCCUCGACACCAUCCUCUAGAAUAUCCUCAUAGAGGAGCUGCUGACAUAAGGGCUGGAUGGGCAGUGAAAUGGAUUGAUGGGCCAAACCCAGAAACAGUGGCAGUGGCACUAAAGCUGAUUGGAACCAGACAUCUAUCCCAGGGGUCAGCACCCAGCCCAGUUCUUUUUAACAUCUCCAUUAAUGAUCUGAAUGAUGGGGAAGAGUGUUCUCUCAGCAAAUUUGCAGAGGAUACAAAACUGUGUAGCGUGGCUGAUGCACCGGAGGGUCAUGCAGCCUUCCAGAGGGACUGUGACAGGUGGGAGCAACCCCAAGGAUGACAGCAGCCUCAUGGAGCUCAACAUGGAGCAGAACCAAGUCCUGUCCCUGGGGAGGAACAGCCCCAGCAUCAGGACAUGCUGGGAUCACGCAGCAGAAAGCAGCCCAGCUACUGUCCCUCUGCCCAGCACCGGCAGUGGGCUGUGUGGGCCCCUGCCCUGCAGUGAGGCAGGGUUAUCAGGGUUAUCUCUGCCCCAUGUGGUUAUCUCCCAUAGGCAGUAACCAGCCCUGCAAUGAUACAGUUGCUGCCAAACACAUCUUCUCUCUUUCCUGCCCUUU
This is a messenger RNA of Lagopus muta (rock ptarmigan), 2979 nucleotides long. Its product is annotated as ectonucleoside triphosphate diphosphohydrolase 8-like. NCBI's taxonomy places the organism in Eukaryota, Metazoa, Chordata, Aves, Galliformes, Phasianidae. The record is from RefSeq and is a predicted model, not a curated record. The transcript is spliced from 11 exons. Gene Ontology annotation, cellular component: plasma membrane. The coding region runs from base 208 to 1698 and encodes 496 amino acids. Gene Ontology annotation, biological process: nucleoside diphosphate catabolic process. Gene Ontology annotation, molecular function: UDP phosphatase activity; GDP phosphatase activity.